Messenger RNA from Pediculus humanus corporis (human body louse), 981 nucleotides. RefSeq lists its product as uncharacterized. The record is from RefSeq and is a predicted model, not a curated record. Bases 1 to 981 code for a protein of 326 amino acids. NCBI's taxonomy places the organism in Eukaryota, Metazoa, Arthropoda, Insecta, Psocodea, Pediculidae. The transcript is spliced from 2 exons.
AUGAAUGCAAGAAUUAUUCAAAAUUUUUUGCUCUUCAGUUUUGCCUUUUCAUUUGUUUUAUCAUCAGCGGAAAUAGUUAUACCGAUUAGAAGAAAUAUCGAAGAUUCAAAUAUUUCCGUUUCCUCGAUAUUAACGAAUUAUUCAAAAGGAUCACCCAAGACGACAACGACAACAACGACCGUUACAGAUAGUGAUAAAUCAUCAUCCGAUGAUUAUCAUCAUCAUCAAGGGAAUAAUUACGUAUCAAACCGUGAAAAUUCAAAUUACGUCAUCAAUAAGGAAAAUAAUAUAAACAAAAGAAAUCGUAUGAGUUUCACGGGAAUGAGAGGGAAAAAAGAAAAUAAUAAUGAUAUAAUAUUGGAUAAUUAUAACGAACCAUGUAAAGGAACCCUCGUGACGUCAUCAAACGUCAUAGAUAAAAGAAGUUUAAAAAAUUACAAAGAACUUUUUGGCGGGAAAAGAGCUCCCCUCGCUUUUCACGGUAUGAGAGGUAAAAAAUCCGAUGAGUACGAAACAAAAUGGACGAAACCGAAUCCGUUCGGUUUAAGAUUUUUACCAACGAAUCAAAAAUUAUUAAUAACGAGCGGAUUAUUCGAAGAUGGCGACGACAUAUUAACAUUCGAAUAUCCGGAAUAUACAAAUAUUAAAAAAGAAAAUUCGGAAUCGAUGAUCGGUGAUGAUGAUGUGACCGUUAAACGUUCGCCAUAUUCGUUUCAAGGUAUGAGAGGUAAAAAAGGAUCCGUUGAUAUGAAUUUAAAAAGAACGAUGGGUUUUCUAGGUAUGAGAGGUAAAAAAGUACCUGAAAUGUUAUGGCAUACUGAUAAUAAAUACGAUAAAAGAGAACCGCAAAUGAGUUUUUUCGGUAUGAAAGGUAAAAAAGCACAAUCAGGUUUUUUUGGAAUGAGAGGAAAAAAACAAUCGUCGGAAAAUUAUUUUAACGGAAACGACGAUGGUAAGAAGACUUUAUCAAUCCCUCAAUAA